AUGCCUUGUGAGGUUAUGACACUUGAUAUAAUAGAUAUUAUGGGAACUAAUAUUUAAGACAUAGCAGGUUCAUUAUAUAAAAAGAGAAUAUCAAAAGAAGGAGUGUUUAUUUCUCAAACAUCAAUGCUUGACAUGGUUCAGACACGUUAAGAUUUGAUGAAUAAAGUAAAAGAAGAACUUGAUCAAGAAAUGGGCUGUCAUCUUGAGGGCUAUUUCAGUAUAAAUAGAGUUCCAGGUAGUUUUUUUAUUAGCACAAUGUAGCAUGAAGAUUUAGUAGUUGGUCUUUAACAGUAGGGUUAUAGUUUUGAUUUUAGUCACACAGUUUAUCAUGUUUCUAUGGGUAGAAAGGCUUAUAAUGAACAUAUGCAAAAGGAAUACCCAGAUAAGAUAGGUGAGAUUAGCAUAGGACCUUAUGCAUUCUCUUCAAAUAAAGAUAGCAAGGACAAACCAUUCGGUCUUGAAACCAAAUUCUUUAUCACUGCAAUAUCUACUUAAUAUAAUUAACUAUCUGAGAUACUUUAUCAAUUAACGUAUACUAAAAAGACUUAUUCAAAUUCUGAGAUGGACAAUCUACUAAGCUUUAAUUAUGAGAUAUCACCUUUGUCAGUAUUUUUUAAAGAAGAAAAAGAAAAUUCCAUUGACUUCUUUAUACAUAUAACUGGAAUGAUUGGCGGUAUAUUCACUAUUGCUGGGAUAAUUGAUACAAUAUUACACCAAUCUGUGGCUGUGCUCUUCAAGCAAAGAAUAGGAAAGCUAUAUUAGAGAAAUAGCAAUAAUAGCAGCAUCAGAAUGUAUAUCAAACCUAGAAUAUUGGAGUUCCUGCCAGCAUGUAUGCAUAACCUCACUACUAGCCACCAACUUCUUAUUAGGCAUAGUAUGGAGGUAUGUAUGGUGCUCAAGGAUACCCCUAAUAAUACAAUAAUUAUUAUCCUGCAAAUUAUUAUGGUCAGGCUGCCCCUGGUGGAGUUGCAUCGUAUUGGUAGCAACCUUCCCUCGGGCAAAGCUUUAACUACAGUCAAGGUUAUCAGAACAGCUAGUAUACUACUCAAGCUAGCAGCUCUUAAAAUACAAGUUAGUCUAAUUCUGCGAUUCAGUCUUCUCAAUAGAAUAUAUCACCCGAAAAUGAAAGUGAAAAGUCAAAUUCCAAAUGGAGUCAGCCAAUUACAGUACAUGAGAUUGAAUAAUUCAGAUAGAGAUAUAUGCCUUGGUCUAACUGAAUAGAAUCCAGCAGCAGCUGCAGCCAUGAAACUUAGCGUAAAGUGCCCAGACAAACUCUCCUCCUACAUUGAGAGGGCUUUCCAGAAAUGCAUCAAUUAGUAAGAGCGUGACUUUAUGGAUGCAACACUUAAAAAAAUAUGCAAUGCUUGCAAAGUCAGGGGCAAUUUACUCUCCAAAGAUUGGGAUGCCCUCCAACUGCCAAGUCUUCCUAGAGAAGGUCCUCAAUAUACGACCAUAAAUGCCCGACUUGAGAACAUGGACGUAAUUAUUCCCCCAUCUACUAAUUUUCAAUCUAAUUAAAACUUGCAAUCAUUUUAGCUUUAGCCUUAAGUGCCUUUAUCUUAACAGAAUCCUUCCCUUAUAUCUAGUUUUUCUUAGAACAUUACUUUCAACAAAUAGCCACUUAUCGCACCCUAACUCAAAACUUUCUAAAAUAGCAACCUAGUGAGUAAUUCUGCUGAGUAAGUAAGUGAGGAAGAUAUGAAAAAAAGAAAACAGAGGCUAGAAAAAUUCAACUCUUAAGCUUAAAGCACACCUCCUACUUCUACUCAAAAAUUAUCAAGCUUUUCUUCUGUCCAAAACUCCAAACAUGAUAAAUUUUCUAGUUUAUCAAAUAAAAAUUCAAUUAGUUAUAGUAGCAGUAAUAAGACAUAGGGGACAUGCACAAGGCUUGAAAAGUCCUAUUUCAGAUUGACAUCUGCCCCAGAUCCAUCAGAUGUAAGACCAGAGUCUGUUUUAAGGAAAGCCUUGAAGAUGAUUCUGAAUAAAUGGAAAUAUAAAGAGACUGACUAUCGAUAUAUUGAUGAGUAAUUUAGGUCUAUGAGGUAAGACAUGACGAUUUAGCGACUUGAAAAUGAAUUCUGCGUGAAGGUUUAUGAGGCACAUGCAAGAAUAGCACUUGAAUGUGCUGACUUAGAUCAGUUCAAUUAAUGCCAGACUUAGCUUCACCAUCUGUAUAAAUCAGGCAUGCAAGGUCAUAGAAUUACCGAGACAUUGAAGAUGCUUAAGUCACUUUCUUUUGAGGAAAAGUAAUGCGAACCAAUUUAACACGCACUAAGCGUCAGGAAGUAAUUGGCAUCAGGAAAUUAUGCAAGAUUUUUUAAGCUCUAUCGAACAGCCCCUAACAUGGGAGGCUAUUUGAUGGAUGUUUUCAUUGAGAAACUUAGGAUUAUGAGUCUAUAAAAAAUGGCUUUAGCAUACAUUGCAGGGAAUGUUGAGGUGGGAUAUCUAAGCCACAUUUUGGCUUUUGACGAUCAGAAACUUGCAGAUUAGUUUCUAUGCUAAAUUGGUAAUUUAUCCUUUUCUCAUUUCUUUUUGGUAGGUUGUAAGAUAGUACAACAGGAAGAUGGCAAGAGGUAUAUAGUAUGUAGAGAGAGUCUCCCAGCAAUAAAAAAGGCGCCUUUGAAAGUAAAGACGUGCCAAAAGUGA
Molecule: messenger RNA, 2646 nt
Organism: Stylonychia lemnae
Lineage: Eukaryota; Ciliophora; Spirotrichea; Sporadotrichida; Oxytrichidae
Source: the annotation of a GenBank genome assembly